Molecule: messenger RNA, 564 nt
Organism: Camelina sativa (false flax)
Lineage: Eukaryota; Viridiplantae; Streptophyta; Magnoliopsida; Brassicales; Brassicaceae
Source: RefSeq, a predicted model, not a curated record
GCUGGCUUAGCUCAAUACAAUCGAUGCCUAGAGAUGAUAUCUACGCUAGAGAAGAAGGUUAGAGAGGCCGAAGAGAAUGCUCAAAUGUUUAGUGAUAAGGCUGCAAAAGCAGAAGAUGAUAUUAAAGCGUUGAGACAUGAACUUCUGAAGGUAAAUGUAGCGAAGGAUGGCUUGAGUCUUCGGUACCAUCAGUGUUUGGAAACUAUAUCUAAGCUAGAGAGAGAAGUUUCUCAUGCUCAAGACAAUGCCAAAAGACUGAGUAGUGAAGUUCUGGCUGGAGCUGCAAAAUUGAAGACUGUAGAGGACCAGUGUAUUCUUUUGGAAAGCUCAAAUGAAAAUUUGAAGCUAGAAGCAGAUGGUUUAACACACAAAUUAGCAGCUAAGGAUCAAGAGAUUGUUCAGAAGCAAAACGAGCUUGAGAAGUUUCAGUCUUUAAUCAAAGAUGAGCAUUCUCGAUUUUUAGAAAUCGAAGCCAGCCUUAAGAGUUUGCAUAGUGUGUAUUCUCAGUCCCAAGAGGAACAAAAGGUUCUUACUUCAGAACUUCAAAGCAGGAUUGGCAUGUUG